Molecule: messenger RNA, 2962 nt
Organism: Cryptococcus deneoformans JEC21
Lineage: Eukaryota; Fungi; Basidiomycota; Tremellomycetes; Tremellales; Cryptococcaceae
Exons: 3
Coding region: 400-2655 (751 amino acids)
Biological process (GO): positive regulation of transcription by RNA polymerase II
Cellular component (GO): nucleus
Molecular function (GO): zinc ion binding; DNA-binding transcription factor activity, RNA polymerase II-specific
Source: RefSeq, a predicted model, not a curated record
CUUGUUUCGCCAUCGAAACAUCUCUCAACCCCAUCCAUCGCAUCAAUCUCGUCGUCCACGUGUAUAGCUAGUCAAAUCACGAACAGGUUCGUUCGAUUUCCAUACGAUAUUAGCGGCGCGGUCGAAACAACACCCAGCAGCCAAUAGGAGUGCAGAUUUUAACAGUGCCACACAACGACUCCACUCUUUGUGUCUUCCCAUCCAUUUCAUUCCCAUCUACACAUCCACCCUCUUUUCGGUCCAUCCAUCUUUUCAUCCAGCCCCUUUCGCCAGCAACGGGUGUGGAGAGCAGAUUCACAAGGCAGCAAAUCUCGACCGGUCGAUUUCGCGGAAAGGAAGCAGAUUGAUCCCUUCUGUUGUUGACCUGUUUGGUCCCGUCGACAUCCACCCACACAUUACAUGGAGGUACCCCCUCCAACCUAUCAAGGACAGUCCUGGCAACAACAAGCUCAAGUAUACCCUCAACAGCAGCAGUAUCGCAACCACAGUGGAGUAGAAGCUCAAAACCAGGGAUUCGGGAACGAUAUGAGCGCGUCGAGUGUCGUUGUACCGGCGCCGGCACCUGUGCCAAUGUAUAUGCAAGGGCGGUACUCUAGUCACUGGGCGCAUGGUCGCGUAGCCCAGCCUUUUAACAUGCCUGGUUCUCCGCAGGCAAGCGCGCCGAUGGUUUCCCCGGUUAAAAAAGCCGGGCAGCUCGAUCGCGGGCAUUCUCGUUUUCAGCAGCUUCUCCAGCAAAAGAUUGCUGCUGAGCAGCAUUUGGGGUCUACAACUUCGGUGACUGCUUCAGCUUCCCAGACGCCUCUCCAGCUGUCAGCCUCGUUUGCCCAGAUGGAUGCUGUCGAUACUGUUUUCCACAGAGAGUUUGCCAGCAGGCAUUGCGUCGGAUCUGACGGACAGGCGAUGGCUACCGUGGUGAAGCAGGAGCCAGACCUACCUUACACUUCCCAGCCGCCUCAACAAUCGAAUCCAUACCCUUACGACGGUGCUAUCGGUGUGCAGGCGUCUAUUCCAGUUGGAAUUCCAGGGAUGUACGGCGGUCCUCAGUUUGCCCGUUCAUCUCAGCCACCUUCCCAGCGCAAUCUCUUCAUUGGUAAUUACAUCAACCCUCCUCCACCUUCCAAGUCCUCUAGAGGGUCCAUGCACCGCCUGCAGCAGUCAGCCGAAACUCAUGCAGAAUGGUCAUCAUCAAUCCACGUCAAGGUUGAAGACUCGUCUUAUGAACAGGCGCAGGAGCCCGUUUUACCCGCCCCGAUGACACAGCAAUCUGUCCAGAUGCCGGCUCAAGGCGUUUACUAUUCUACAGGGGGCGAAGUACCUACGCUCAAUGGCUUGACCGGGGAUGGAGAAGGAUGGGCGAAUGGUGAUGGUGGUGCGGGUGAUAUUGGAGGAAAUGGUAGUGGCGGUGGUGGUGAUGGUGGAAUGGGCCAAGAUGGGAGUGGAAGUGGGAGUGGGGGUAGUGGAAAUGGGGAUGACGGGGAUAACAAGGGCAGGGGUAACGGUACAGGAGGUAAAGGAAAGAAGCUUGCGUUGGCCUGUCAUUUCUGCCGACGUCGAAAGCUCAAGUGUGACGGCCGAAAACCACUCUGUGAAACAUGUGCCAAACGCGGUGAAGUCUGCACUUGGGAUGAAGCCGUCCGCCGGCGUGGACCAGGAAAAGCCACCAAAGAGCGCCGCGAGAAGGCUGCCCGAGAAGCAUUGGCUGCAGGUUUAACCAACGCCAACUCAAUCGGUGCUCGAUCAUCAAGCUCUGGUGCUGGACCCAGCUCACUCUCAAUCCCAUUGGGCGAUCCGUCGCAAGGCGUAGGAGCUUCAACAGGUGUGGACAUCCCGCAAGCGUUAGACCCUCAUUUGGGCCUUGAAGAAGGGCAUCAUGCGCACCACCACCAUCGUCAUCCAGGCCAAGAACAUGAUUCUCAUGAUCACAUUGAACAUCAUGAUCUCAACCAACAAGGCGAACAUCACCCCCACCAUGCCCAGGGACACGAGCAUGAUACCUUGCAACACCAGCUUGAUCUUGAUAUCGAUCCGACUUUGAUAGCCCUGAGUGCUGUCAUGCCGGAGACCCUUGCUGAGCUCGAAAAGGUCCGAGAGGACCACGAACGCGCGCAGGCUCAAUCCCACGUCGGUGCUCACGAGCAUGGACAUGAACACCACACCCAUGGAGGGCAAGGGAAUGGGCAUGACGACCUGAAUGGAGAUGAACAGCAGGAACGCGAUACGCGAGCGGCGCUCGCGCACCUUCAAGCACAUAGCGAGUUUCCAUCGCAUGGCACCGAGCUCGUCCACGACGAAUCUGAGAAUCAUCAACUUGCUGUUAUCGAGCAUGCCCAUGCCAUACAACCACUAGCUGAGCCUGUCCAUCAAUCAACAGAUGAGAUCGCACCAGAGGGAGAAGAUGUGGAUGAGUUCCAUGGUAUCUCAGAUAUACCAAGAGCAGGUAUCUUGGCCGGUGAGAUCUCGUCAACAGCUGUACUUGAAGAAGGGUCAACUGAAGAAGGGUUCGUGGCUGGCCAGAAGCGGAGUGCGGAGGUGGAUGUGCAAGGAGAGAAUGAAAAUGUAAAGAGGUUCAAAGUGGAAGAUGGGAAUGAACUAAUGGGCAUCAGCGAGGACGCUGGGUCUUUGGAACAGAUUGGAGGAGAGAAACAAGGGCACUGAAGCAAAAACGGAAACCAAAACAAAAAAGUCUAGAGAAACUGAUAAAGGGGCGAAUGUGGGAUGAACACUUGAGACGGUCCAUGUAUUUGUGGGGCGUAAUUAAGAGGCCGAUGACUGGUAAUACAGCACAGGAGAAUAGACUGAGGGAUCAAGUAAUCGUUUCUGGGCUCAGAUUUUGUAUUAGAUAUACUUAUUUCAGAUGGGAAAAUGAAUCUUUGCGAUAAUUGGCUCGACUGUUCGUCUUUUUAUCUUGCUCCAAAACUGCUAUCGUGGUAAUUCUCAUCACUUGACGACAUCCUCGUUCCCU